GCCACCCCUCCCCAAAGCCCCCACCUCACCGGAGCCCUCGCCACGCCAAUGGCGUCCCCACCACGGCCGCCGGAGCCCAUGCCCUCCGCGGCGGGGCUGGAGAGCCUGGAGGGCCUCGUCCUGGACACGGUCAUCUCCAAGGCCGGCGCGCGACCCGCCGCGGCGCUCGCCUGCGCCAGCACGCGCCUCCGCGCCGCCGUCGCCGACGACUCGCUCUGGCGCCGCUUCUGCGCCGAAGACCUCGGUCUCGACGCGCUCCUCGACCCCGAGGACCGGCCGCUCCCGUCCUUCCAGGUUGCAUAUAAAGUUUGGUUGGAGUCUUUUGGCAUGUACCCUUUACUUCUGGUGAAGAGAGUGAAACAAUUCUGGAGUUCAUUGAAAAUAUUUUUGUCUGGAAACUUUCCUGAGGCAUUGAAAACUUUGUGCAAAGGUGUUUCCGAAGCUCAAUUAAAUUCAGCAGAGGAUGAUCUUGGUUUCAAGCUCCCUUUGCCUACAAGACUAUUGUAUCGCUUUUGCAAUGCUCAGCUGCCUUUUAGUGAAGACCAUGGUGCAAAUGAACGCAUUUCAACUCAUGGAAUAAUUGGGGGCUAUGCGUUUUAUAAUCAUUGGGUAAAUGUGCAUUUAUCACCACUUGACCAAAUAGUUGAAGAGACAAGAGAACUUUAUCAUGGGUUCAAUGAGGUUUUUAAUGGGCGCAAACUCAUUGUAGUGGCGACUUCAUGGUUUCGCCCAAAAACGUUUCUCCUUAACUGCUCAAAUGGUCAACUUUAUGUUGGCACAAACAACUUACCAAAAGGAGAAAUGAUUCCCUGUGUACCUAAAUCAUUGAUAAGGCCAACUGAUAAUGAUAUGCCCCAAGAUGGAUUACUUUUGUGGUUGGAAGAGCAUCUCAGGCGUUUACAGAAUGGCAUGAUCAAGAUCCGUAUGCUCAUGACAUCGAGGUAUAUCAGCUUAUAUCCAGAAGCACCUCCAUCAUGUACUUCAGCUAUGACAAAUGGUGUUAAGGUACGUGCGUCUGCUGUCUUUGUGCCAGAACAUCCUGAAAGUGGGGGGCCUCAGGAAAGAUGUGUGUACACUUACUCCAUUCGCCUGUCAGUUCCAGAGGCAUGCAUGCUAGGUGGUGUGUACUAUUCUUCCUGCCAGCUUUACUCACGCCACUGGAUCAUCCGAUCAAGGGACUGGGUUGUUUCUGAUAUGCGCGGAGAAGGUGUUAUUGGGGAGUAUCCUGUGCUAUCACCAGGUCAGGAAGAGUUUGUCUACGAGAGUUGCACACCAAUGCCAAAAGGACCUGGAUCUGUGGAGGGCUCCUUUUCAUUUGUGCCUGGCAAGUUGAGCCGACCUGAAGGAAAACCAUUCGAGGUCACGGUGGCUCCGUUCCCUCUGGAAGUGCCAGAGUACAUCUUCUGAGGAUCGUAGUGAAUAAUAAUAAUGUAAUCUGGUACAUGCUUCCCUUUGGUACUUGCUUGGGUGUGGCAAAGUUGCUGUGUCUGGGAUGAUCUUGUCGCAGUAUAGCAAUGUAAAGUAUGGAACUUUGUGGCUCUUACUUGGUGUAGCAAUAGGAACAGUAGCCAAGCAACCAGUAAAUGGGCCAUGGCUGUGUGGAUUAUCUUUUGGAACCUUUAACUUGGGCCGACGUCAGACGCGGGGCCCAUUGGAUACAACGCAAAUGGUUGGGUUAGGGCGUUAGAUCCUCAGUGCAGACUGUGAAGCGUGUUCAGUGGGUUUGUUGUUGUACCACCUUGUGCUUUUGGAGAGUGUGCAAUGCUCCAUGUAUUUCAUUAAAGAGAAAAAAGGGCAAGUCUUGACCGCUUU
Messenger RNA from Phragmites australis (common reed), 1812 nucleotides. Its product is annotated as F-box protein SKIP16-like. The transcript is spliced from 5 exons. The coding region runs from base 49 to 1407 and encodes 452 amino acids. The record is from RefSeq and is a predicted model, not a curated record. Lineage: Eukaryota; Viridiplantae; Streptophyta; Magnoliopsida; Poales; Poaceae. Gene Ontology annotation, molecular function: protein binding.